AUGUGUGCUAGUAAGGGUGGUACUAGUAAGAGUAAAAAUACUAAAAGUUCAAGAGGUGGUGUUGGUUCUUCUAGUAACUGCUUUACACAUAUUUCUGAAAGUUCACCUCAAAAUUUAAAUAUAGAUUAUGAGCAACUUAAAGAAGAUUAUGGUAUAGAUGAUAAUUUAGAUGAUAUUGAGUCACCUGAUAAUCGUGAAACACCACCACCUACACCUGGUACUCUUAUUCAAAAUAUUAGGGGUGGUGGUCGUGGUAAUAUAGGUAGGCACUCUCUCCCUAUUAAGAAGAAUCGAAGAUUAAGAAAGAAGUGGCCUUCGCGUUCGCGAGUAGGCCCUCGCGUUCGGGAAGGGUUAGCAGGUGAGGCUGAAGAUUUGGCCUUCGCGUUCGCGAGGGAGGUCCCGAGUUCGCGAAGGGAUGGGCCGUUGAGCAUCGCGUUCGCGAGAAGGGGAGUCGUGUUCGCGAAGGAUUGGAGUCUGGAAGCAUCGCAUGCAAAUGCAAAUAUUCGUUUAAGUCCAGUUUCUAUAUCUGCAUCUGGUGUUAUGGAGGAUAAUGAUGGUGUUAAAAAUUAUUUAAUUUGGUCUACAUUAGCAGAGCAUCAACAACCUAGUAGGAGGAAUAUUGAUGAAUUUCAAUUAUAUUUGCAAAAGAGCCACCGGCGGUACCUGUAUUGCAGCAAAGGCAACACUUUUAGAAGUUAUACAACGGCAAGAAUGAAGAAUAAGGAUGAAGCUAUACUUGCAAAUACAAAGAGUGUAACUCCACAAAUCAUACACAUACCUGAAAAGCCACCCUUUUUGCCGCCUCACCUCCAACCCACUGUAGAAGUUUAUGCUGCUGUGAUUGAACCUAAAGAUGCCAAUACUCUAGUCAGGAAGUUUAAUCAAAUUGCACCAUUGGAAAAUUUACGGCAUGUGAAGCGCGUGCAAAAGAAGUGCAUUGAUGGAGGAAAACUUCAAUUAUGUUUGCUUUUAUAUAUGGCUGUUGAAAAUGAUGGCAAGGUGGAUGCCAUGCCAUAUGAGAUUCUCGAGCUUGUCAAAUCAUACCAGUUGAGUACUUUCAUUGCAAAAGUAUGCAAAUAUGCUGCAACAUCAAAAGAAGAAUGGGAUGAACAGUGCAAGCUCUGGCCUACUUCCUAUCAUCCGCCAACCUACAACAUCGGUGGUAUAACUGGAUUUACUGAAGAGGAGUCACAAUCAGUUUUCAGCUUCAUGAGACAUGCCAUUGAUUUGGCAACAUCUUGUGUUGGUCAGGUGGUCAAUGCUGCUGUUAUUGUAGAUCCUUCAACUAAGCAGGUGAUUGCAAGUGCUUGUGACCGGGUAAUAUUCUCAGCAAGUCCUGCAAAUGAGGUCAGCAAGGAAAGUAGCUGCUCUGACUAUCCCGAAGACCUCGAUUCCUCUAACUUGGAAAACCAACAAACAUCACUUUUGGACAGCUCAAUUGGUGAAUUUGAACGUUUAAUUAGUAAUGUUGCUUGUCUACAACCUUGGCGAUGGGCUGUGCAAUCGUUAAGUCCAAACUCUGGUUGCUGGCAUCCUUUGCGUCAUGCCGCUAUUGUAGCUAUCGAGCAUUCUUCUACCAGGGAUAGACAAAUCUUUCCUGAUUACAAACUUAAUGGGGAGGACUCUAUCAAGGAGGAUUGCACACUAUCUCCUUCGGAAAAACAGAAAAUCACAGACUCGGACUUCCAAAGUAAUGACCAUAGUUCUCAAUCAGUCAGACCUUAUCUAUGCACUGGAUGUGACAUUUACCUGGCUUGGGAGCCAUGUGCAAUGUGUGCAAUGGCUCUUGUCCAUCAAAGAGUUAGACGGAUAUCUUUUUCCUUCCUAAAUUCCAAUGCUGGUGCACUAGGAAGUGUUCACAGAUUGCAAGGGGAUAGGAGCUUGAAUCACCAUUAUGCUGUUUUCAGGGUUGUUUUAUCUGAGGAGUUGUUCAAGAAUAAAGUCGUAAAUGCAAAAACUGCUGGGUGUGGUUGAAGCAAACACUAAUCAGCUUUUGAAGAGGUGUCAAGAGGCAUCGCAAUUAUGAUAUUGUCAAUAUUUUGUCAUGUGUUCGGGUAAUUCAUUUCCUCUAAUACUCUGUAUAUGAUCUAAUGAUAAUGGCAGUUUGUUUUAGAUUUUGUCAAGAAAAACUAAGAAUCAGUAGAGGGUUUAGUUCAAUUCCUUAUAUCGUCAACUAAGAAUCAGUAGAGGGUUUAGUUCAAUUCCUCAUAUCGUCGAUUUGCUUGAGGUGGUUGAUAUCCAUUCCGAUAUGAAUAUGUCCGGGAAAAUUGAUAUGAUUUGCUUAUGUGGCUAGAAAAAUGACAAAAGAAAAGUGAAUGAUCCCUCCACUUGUCAUAAUAUUGAAAAUGCAUGUAUACCAUGCUUCUUUCUUCUUCCGCACUUCCACACCGAGUAAUCGUGAUCUGGAGAGGGAAGAGUUGAGUUCUAAAAGUUCAACUAUAGAUACUCUCCCAUUAGGUUACUCAAUUAGAUACUUCAUGCUCUCAGUAGUUGCAUCUUCUUCUUGUCAUGAUAUAAUGACCAGCUUCUUCUACUAGGUCAUAGCUUGUAACCAUUUAGAUCUUAAGCCAAAAGGGCCAGUUCUGGAUCACAGAAAAUUUCAGUUAAAGAGUUUUAUGUUUAGUU
Nicotiana attenuata is the source of this 2625-nucleotide messenger RNA. RefSeq lists its product as uncharacterized. The record is from RefSeq and is a predicted model, not a curated record. Gene Ontology annotation, molecular function: tRNA-specific adenosine-34 deaminase activity. Lineage: Eukaryota; Viridiplantae; Streptophyta; Magnoliopsida; Solanales; Solanaceae. The transcript has 14 exons. Gene Ontology annotation, cellular component: cytoplasm; nucleus. The coding region runs from base 1 to 1974 and encodes 657 amino acids. Gene Ontology annotation, biological process: tRNA wobble adenosine to inosine editing.